UGAUUUAUCCACCGUUUAAGCUAAACGCGGGCUUGAUACAACCAGGGUUGCCAGAUUACUGAAUAAAUUAGCCGAACAUUAUUACCAUAAUCGUUAUUUUUUUUAUUUCAAACAAAGAAAUUCAAAGGGCCGACCACAACAAUGCUUCUUGUUUGGCUUCUUUUUCAGUAAUCUAGCACCCUGGAUACAACCGGCUCCUGAACUUCAAACGUAAUUGGUCUUAAAAAAUAGUGGUAUCUCAACUUGAAAUGGAACAAUACCAAUCUCGCACAUAUAGUGCGUGAAUAAGAGACUCGGCAAAAUAAAAUUCCUAAAAAGAAAUGAAAUCGCCACUUUAAGAGUCCAACGAUUUUGCUUUUACAUAACAAGAUAGAGAAGUUUUUUCAUCUCUUUAUAUAGCAAUAUCUUUUUAAUGUUAUAAAGUUAAAAAGGCGCGGGGAGCUGAAUAUAAUCUUACUGGCACGAAAUUUAAUCUUAUUGGCACAGAAUUAAAUUUAAUUCUAUUUUAUUUAAUCUUAUUGGUACGUUAUAAUCUUAUUAGUGUUAUAAUAGCUGGCAAUAACAGAGUAAUCUUGUAAACCAAUAUACGAGUCAUGAAUAGCAGGUUGUCUUAAAACACGUAGAGCAUUUAGAAAAUGUUUUUAAACUUUUAUAUGUUUUUGUGGUUAAUCCCCUUGUGACGUCAUCAAAACCACACCGUUUUAAUAAGGAAAUUGUGCGGUCAGUUCAAUCAAUUCGGUUAAGUUAUUUCAAAAUAAUUUAUUUUAGAGACCUUCUGCAUGACCCUCGGAAAAGCAGAUAUACAUAAUGUGGGAAAUAACUAAAAACAAAAAUAUAACCGCUAUCGAGCAGUUUGCAUAAAGCGAACUAAGCGCUAUCAAGCAUUCUAGCCCAAGUACUAUGCAAUAAAAGUAUAUAAUAGACAGAAGUAUUUGUUAAAAUAUGACUUCAAUAUUAAACCGUCCGAGUUUAGAAUGAAAGAAAGUAAUAUAACGCAAAGUUUCUCGGCGCUAAAACACCGCUGAAUGCACUACAGUGUUUUUUUAAAAUCUCAUCUACAGUUACAUUCCCUCGCUUCCGUAGCAGUUAAAAAACAAAGAAAGCUUAGCGUCAAUAUAAGCAGUCAGCACCUGAAACGGUUUUCUUAAUCUGAGUUAUAAACUGCAACUACAUCCCCGUAGUUCCAACCUACGAAGGUAUUUACCUCCUGAUAAAUUUCCAUUUUGUGCAUAUAUGCACGAUAAAAUGCAAUUAGCCACGAUCCAAACAGGAGAAACUAAAUUGUAUUUCUGAAAUGGAUAAACAAACAUUGUUUACAAACAAGUACACGUGAGUUUGGCGCAUGAUCUUGUCUGUGAGGUUUUUCAUGUGCGGACACCCUACACGUUGAAGUGAGAGCGUAUAUAUUAAACAGCAUGUGUACAAUCCUCAUGAGUUGCGAGUUCACGGAGGGCAAUAAAUCAUCUUUCACUCGAUACUUGUAUUAUUGUUAUCUUGUGACUAUUCGUUACUAUUACUCUAUACAAGUGUUCAAUAGGCCUUCUUGCGAUAAAACAAUUUACUUAUCAAACUUCACAUGUUUCAUUUUGACACACGCCGGAAUAUGGAGGAAUUUAUAUUUGAUAACUCGUGUCUUGUUCAACCGGAAUUUUGCAAAACUGAUCGAGAUGAAUUCAAUUUUGAGCUACCGACCUUCCUAGGCCAUACACGAGCAUGGAAUGACAAUAAUUUAUUCAUGUGCAAGGAUGGUUCAUUUAUGUAUUCCUCUGAUUGCUCUAAUGCUGAGUGUUUUGCCGAGCCCGAGUUUGACUUUUUUGACUCGAGACUUUACGAGAUAAACGAAUUUUCGACGUUAGAAAAUGAGAUGUCACCGAUUACCAACGUGGACGUGCAAACGACUGCGGGAUAUUUUAAUGGUGAAUACAGCGUGGGAUUAGAUUGUUUUGAUGAUACUCAAGAUAUUUAUGGAAGAAUAAAUGAACCCUGCAAAACCUUUUUUAAUCCCAUGGUCAGUCAUUUCCAGGAAAAUUUACAAGCGAAUGACACGGAAUUCUUUGCACCUUCCUUGGGUGAUGAAGAUGUUUAUCAAAUACUCGAAAUGUUGGAAGAUGAAAAUAUCAAAACCAUAUGUUGGGGGAACAAAAGAACUAAAUCAUGCUGUGAAGAUAGCCACGAAAUAUAUGGUUCCCAGUGCAGUUUUUAUGAACUAAAGAAUGAGCAGAACUGUGCAGAAGGUGAUAGUUACAACUUGCAAAGUGUGAAAAGAUCAGGCUUGAAACGAAAGAAUGAAGGUAAAAAAGACGAGAGGUACUGGAUCAGGAGAAUGAAAAAUAACGCUGCAGCAAAGAAAUCACGUGCCGCAAGGAAAAACCGUUUUUCUUUCCUAGAAAAACGAAUCAAGGUGCUCGAAAUUGAAAAUGCUGAGAAGAAGGAAUUUCUAAGAAUGCUUGAACAAAAAUUAUUAGAGAAACAAAGGAAAUAAAUUUAGUUUUUAUUAUAGCCUCUAGUAAACAAGUAUGCUCAUGCUAAACGCAUCAAAACUAAUAUACGCGGUCUCUUCAGCUGUAACAUUUGUAUUAUUAUAUUUUAAUAAAUAAAAUUUAAACUCCGGCGUUCAUUGACUUCAUUUUUUCAGAAUUGCGCAUUCAUGGAAUCAUGCACGUUCGUCCGCGUCUCUUACGAGAGGUUUGAAAUAGCAAGACCAUGCAGGCUUUUAAUACGACCAAGAGCGCUACAUGCUUCCCGGUUAAAAAUACGUUUCACACUCAAAUUCUCUCUCGUCCCUCGACGAAUGUAGAUGCAGAAGCAUUUUCACAACUACGGGAGCGAUUACAGUUACAGAAAGCACGUGUUGGUUUCAGCUAUAUUGUCUCAUAUUUAAAAAAUAGAAAACAUUUCCGUGUUUCUAUACAGUAAUAGAAACAUGCCUUUCGACCAAUCUGCACGCGCGUACUAUAAACGUCUCGAAUUAUCCUUUUUUCGUUUAUUGUCGGCA
This is a messenger RNA of Dendronephthya gigantea, 2995 nucleotides long. RefSeq lists its product as uncharacterized. Gene Ontology annotation, molecular function: RNA polymerase II cis-regulatory region sequence-specific DNA binding; DNA-binding transcription factor activity, RNA polymerase II-specific. Gene Ontology annotation, cellular component: nucleus. Lineage: Eukaryota; Metazoa; Cnidaria; Anthozoa; Malacalcyonacea; Nephtheidae. Bases 1577 to 2482 code for a protein of 301 amino acids. Gene Ontology annotation, biological process: regulation of transcription by RNA polymerase II. The transcript has a single exon. The record is from RefSeq and is a predicted model, not a curated record.